This is a messenger RNA of Sorex fumeus (smoky shrew), 600 nucleotides long. It is a transcript of the gene MRPL55, whose product is annotated as mitochondrial ribosomal protein L55. NCBI's taxonomy places the organism in Eukaryota, Metazoa, Chordata, Mammalia, Eulipotyphla, Soricidae. The transcript is spliced from 3 exons. Bases 153 to 518 code for a protein of 121 amino acids. Gene Ontology annotation, molecular function: structural constituent of ribosome. The record is from RefSeq and is a predicted model, not a curated record. Gene Ontology annotation, cellular component: mitochondrial large ribosomal subunit. Gene Ontology annotation, biological process: translation.
GGCUCCGGAGCGCGGCUCGUGCGGGUCGCGCGGGCGGGGGGCGCGCCAGGGGACCCGCCGUCGCCGCGGACCUCGGGAACGAGGUUUCCUGCCCCGAAGAAGAGCGUCCUGCCCCGAAGGCCGCGCGCCGGGCUCGCCGGGGACUGUGCAGAAUGGCAGCCUCGGGCGGCCUGCUUGGCCUGGUGCUUCGGGCUGCAGGAAUGGGUCGCUGCCUGCACACAUCCUCCCGGCGGGCUGACAGCAGCAGAGCUUCACUCACACGGGUGCACCGACAGGCCUACGCACGGCUCUACCCUGUGCUCUUGGUCAGGCAGGACGGCUCCACUAUCCACAUCCGCUACCGAGAGCCACGGAGGAUGCUGGUGAUGCCUUUGGACCUGGAUAGCCUGACCCCGGAGGAGAGGAGAACACGCUUCCGGAAACGGGAGGCCCAGCUCAGAGAGAAGAAGGUGGAGGAGCCUCAGCUUGCUGAUGACUUUGACCAGGAGCGCUACAAGCAGUUUUGGACCAAGAAAUAACUGUAUCAGGGCUGCCAGCAGAGCAGCCUUGGGCGCUCUGGGAGUGGAGCGGUGUCUGUUUUAAACAAGGUUUUGCCCCAGC